This is a messenger RNA of Pieris macdunnoughi, 1992 nucleotides long. NCBI's taxonomy places the organism in Eukaryota, Metazoa, Arthropoda, Insecta, Lepidoptera, Pieridae. The record is from the annotation of a GenBank genome assembly.
AUGGUCAAGAAGACGAUGGUUUUGAGCACGGAGUGGGCACAAGUUGAAGUGGUUGAGCUCACGAACGAUGGAAACGGAUUGGGCUUCAAUUUAGUUGGCGGAAGGAGCACUGGUGUUGUUAUAAAGUAUGUGUUGCCGGGCGGUAUCGCGGACAAGGAUGGACGUCUUCAAAGCGGUGAUCAUGUACUGCAAGUGGGAUCUGUAAACUUGCGAGGUUUUACAUCAGAACAGGUGGCUGCUGUCUUACGUCAGGCUGGACCCACCGUCCGCUUGCUAGUUGCAAGACCUGCGGACCCAGCUGCAGCCUUACAAGCUGCUCCAUUUGGCACCGCACUCGUUCCUACAAAAUUGCUUGCUGACCCGGAGCUCUUAGACCGCCAUCUUAUCGAAACUGGAUAUAGUGCUGUAUACGAUCUUUCACAGUGUUAUGGAGAAUAUAUUAAUGGACAAAAUGGCGAUAUUGAAAGCGUGGUAGCUGCCGUUAGCGUUAUUGCUGAUAAUCCACAAACAAUACCUGUUCUUCCUAUCAUAGCCGACUCUGUAUCUCCUACAAUUACUAUUACAGUCCCAGUAGAACUACCAGUCUUACCAGAAGUUGAAACUAUUCAUGUGGAUCUUAAUAAAAAUGUCUAUGGAUUGGGGAUAACUGUUGCAGGAUAUGUUUGUGAAAAAGAAGAACUAUCUGGAAUAUUUGUUAAAAGCAUAAUUGAAGGUAGCAGUGCUGAGCAGAGUGGUAAGAUUAAAAUCAAUGAUAGAAUAAUUGAAGUGGAUGGUGUCACUUUGACUGAUAAGAGUAACCCGCAGGCUGUCGAUAUAUUGAGGAAUACAGGGAUAUCUGUACAUCUUGUUUUAGAGAGAUAUCUACGGGGUCCUAAAUUUGAACACCUACAACUUGCUAUUUUUAAUGAAGAACGGCCAGCUUCCCCGUCCCCAUCAGCCACAACCCUUACUUGGUUUCCAGUGCCUUCCCAAGUUGAUAAUAGUGUUACUGAAAUAGAGCCUGAACCUGAAUCUAAUACUACAAUUGACUCUAGUGUUUUAGAGGUUGCAGAUGAUAUUCAGGAGCCCUCACAAGAAGAAUUAGAUAGAAGACUAGAUGAAAUACUUAAUGUUGAUACUGAAGAAAUUAAACAGAGAUGGGAGUCUGAAGUAGGCCCAGAUAAAGAGAUAUUCAUUGCUGAGGUUAAUAAACUUUCUGGGCUAGGAAUAAGUCUUGAAGGUACAGUUGAUGUUGAAGGAGGUUUAGAAGUCCGCCCACACCAUUACAUUCGAUCAGUUCUACCUGAAGGUCCUGUAGGACAACAGGGAACAUUUAUAGCUGGAGACGAAUUACUUGAAGCUAACCAAUAUAGAUUACAUGGUCUAACACACACUGAAGUUGUUAAUAUACUAAAACAACUUCCAAACCGUGUGCGCUUAGUUUGUGCACGAAGCAGCAUAGACAGUGGUCCUAGGCCAGUAAUAAACUUGUCGCAAGACAGAGAAGGUUUUGAGGCUAGGAAAAUUAUAUCUGGAAGCUUAAAUAACUUGACAACACUUGUAAAAGCUCAAUCUGACUCAUCAAUAAAUACUUCGAGUACUGCAACAUUGACAAAUCCAACAGAAUCAAAAAAAUCAAAAUCUCUUGAGUGUGUUUCUGGUCUAGCAAUGUGGCAAAGUAAAGAAGAUAUAGUUGAAUUGGUAAAAGGGGAUCAAGGCCUAGGUUUCUCAAUUCUUGAUUACCAAGACCCUAUUGAUCCUAAUGGAACAGUUAUUGUUGUUAGAAGCUUGGUUCCUGGAGGGGUUGCUGAGAAAAAUGGUCAAAUUUCACCUGGUGAUAGAGUUAUGUCUGUGAAUGGUGGUACAAUUAAAAAUGCUACUUUAGACCAAGCUGUACAAGCUUUAAAAGGCGCGCCGCGAGGUGUAGUUCGUGUUGGAAUAGCUAGACCUCUGCCCUCACACGAAACUUCAAAGUCAAAGAGCACCACAAACCUAACUGGAAAUUCGAGUUAA